AUGUCUUCAUCCUUGGUAGUUCCAACUAAAGUCUCCAAGAUGGCCCGCUCACUCAUUCCAAAGUACAAGUCGGAUAUCCUCAUGACUGGAGACCAAAUGUUCAUCAAUGACUUGUUGCCAUACCUCAACAUUAACAAACUGUCAAAUGAUCGUUGUGGCAAUAACCUGAGCUCGAAUCUACUCCUUCCCCGCAAUGCCUCUGUCGAGCAGCACUUGACACACUUUGAACAAAUGUUCAAAUACAAGUUGAUAGAUCGACGGCCCAUCACUGAACGUCAGGCCACGGACACACUCAUCAAGUCUAAAGAGGAUACAAAGAGAAUGAUUGGAUAUGACAGCAAAGAGGAUAUUGAUGACAAGUACCGAUUGGCCAUUAUCAAGAUCCUACUAUAUAUUAAUCCAAGGACUGAUAAUGCAGACAAACUUAUAAUUCAAAUAUUGAAUGAUUAUAUAUCUACAGGAGAUCUGGCACUCAUUCCAUUAUGGGCAUCAAUUGAACAUUAUAGCUCUGUUUCAUUGAUCAGCUCUAUAGUUGAGCAUGGCACAUUAGCUCAAGCAAAGUGUCUCAUUCAAUUUAUGGCCUCUAAACCUGAGCUUCAAUCUUGGUUCAACGACCUUGGUCAGUACCGCAACUUUCGUUUGGGUGGGCCCCAAUAUCCUGUGUUCAUGACAUCACACAACUGUUCACUCAAACUGGAGGUGCUAAUAAUGCUCAACCAACACAAUAUUAUUUUUGACACACCAAUGAGACCUUGGAUAUUCGAUAGUUCAAUGGAAAUGCUAGAGUUCCUCAUGUCGGAUUCCAACAAGAUCGUUGAGUUCUCACCUUUGUUCAUCGAUAUCAAACAUUUGGACUUGGUCAACUUGAUAUUGUCCAACUCAUCUAUGGACUCAAACAACUUGACAAUGAUAUAUUUUUGUUUGAACUAA
Molecule: messenger RNA, 930 nt
Organism: Acytostelium subglobosum LB1
Lineage: Eukaryota; Evosea; Eumycetozoa; Acytosteliales; Acytosteliaceae
Exons: 2
Coding region: 1-930 (309 amino acids)
Source: RefSeq, a predicted model, not a curated record